Molecule: messenger RNA, 2258 nt
Organism: Trematosphaeria pertusa
Lineage: Eukaryota; Fungi; Ascomycota; Dothideomycetes; Pleosporales; Trematosphaeriaceae
Exons: 2
Coding region: 94-2016 (640 amino acids)
Source: RefSeq, a predicted model, not a curated record
CCGCCCGGACGUGAUGGAUACUCAAAAACACCACCUGCGCGUCUCUCGUUUCCAUCAAGGCGACCGUAUCCGCAAGUCGAUGAGAUUUCGAAAAUGGAUCCUGUGUCGCCCAUAUCGGACCACUCCAGUGGUGCGCAUCACGUGCGCUCGGACGCGUAUGCUGCAGUCCCACUGAACGAACCACUGAACGAACCUAGAACACCUUCCCCACCUCAGAUCCCCACUCGGCCUCAGGCUCAGGCCCAUGCAAUACCUACCCCAUCCACGUCAAGCCUCCAAAAGUCGCAACAAAAGCGACACCGUUACACCCAACUCGCAACCGACCUCUGGCUCUGGGAGGUCUGUUCCAUAUGGGUUAGCUGCAUCUGCUUGGGCGGCAUUUUCCUCGUUCUUGGGCUCCAUGACAACCAGCCAUUGCCGAAAUGGCCGUUCGACAUCACCAUCAAUGCCCUAAUAUCCGUGUUGGCGGUGGUGAUGAAGUCUGCGCUUUUAGUUCCUGUGGCAUCGACUAUUGGCCAGUUGCGGUGGCACUGGUUCAAGCGUGAGCCGCAUCCUCUCUCGGAUAUGGAGGUGUACGAUGAAGCUAGUAGGGGCCCUUGGGGAAGCGCUAUGCUACUGAUUAGCGUACGAUGGAGAAGUAUUGCUUCAAUGGGAGCACUCAUCACCAUCCUAUCCAUGGCCAUGGACCCCUUCUUCCAGCAAAUCGCGAGCUACGAGCCCGGCCCCGUAGGUUCAGGAAACUCCUCCGUCAUACCAUCACGCCGCCUCUUCGACGCCGGCUUAGAUUCCAAGUACGCGCAUCCCCAAGUGCCCCCAGCGAUGCGAGCAGCCAUCUAUCAAGGACUGUUCUUCACCGGUGCAACUAACGACACUUUUGCCAUGAGUGCUCUUGCCCCGCGGCCGAAUUGCGCCAGUGGGAACUGUACGUAUCCUGAGUUCGAAACGCUCGCGGUGUGCUCCAAGUGCGCAAAUGUCACGGAUAGACUGUUCCGCAAUUGGACUAACGAAUUUGGCACUGACACGUACAACUGGUCUCUGCCAAACGGAUUCAACACCGGCGGUAUCGAUGUCAGCGACGGGGACCGCGUCGUUAUGAAAGCGAGCGCAAGCUACAACGCGACGGUGUUGACGGCGGGUUUCCCGCUGCUCAAUUACUCGACUAUCCAGAUCCCCGACACCUUCACUGAUACCGAAGCAGAAGGACCAAAUGCCACCAUUGCAGUCAGUGCGGAAGAGUGCAUGCUCUACUGGUGCGUCAAGAAGUACCGCUCCAGCGUCGUCAACGGCCUUCUCAACGAAACGCUCGUUGCAACCACAUCCGACGGCGGCGACGACGUCGGUGCACUGUACCACUUCAAGCCGCCGGGUUCCAACGCUUCGUUCGAGAUCCCAGUCGAUGGGCUGAUGAAUGCCACUACCACCUGGGGCCCUACCUACCCCAAGGGCACAAUUAAUGGCACAUUUCUCGUCAACAAGAAUGCUUCCAACCUCAUCACGCAGUUCUUCAAGGACACCAUUGAAGGCGAAGUAACAGUCAACGGCGACCCCAACGGCGACGGCCACUCCACCGCCCCCAUUGUCCAGCGCUUCCAAGUCGGCGGGCUGCCCAGCGUGUUCGACAUGCUUGCUCUCUCUAUGUCGACCGCAGUCCGGGGUACGGGGUCCGAUACCGCGAACACGGCGAUCGGCGCAGACAACGUCACGGUCACCGGUCUUUCUACGACGACGGUGACGUAUAUCCGCGUGCGCUGGUGGUGGAUUACGCUUCCUGUUGCGCUGGAGGUUGCUACUAUUUUGCUUUUCGCGAUGACGCUGUUGGAGGCGAGGAGGAUGAGGGUGUGGAAGACGAGUGCGCUGGCGGUGAUGAUGCAUGGGGUGCGGGAGGAAGAGUUGAGAGACGAGAAGGUGGAGAGGUGUGUGGAUAUGGAGGACGUGGCGAUGAGGAAGAGGGUAAGGCUGGAGAAGGGGGUGGAUGGGAGGGAGAGGUUGGAGGUUUGGAGGGGAGUGAAGGCAUGAGGACAAACCUCAUAAUACAUGGGCUUACGGCAAAUGUCUCCAGUGCUUAUGGAAAUGGCUCUUAUGCUCUUACGCGGAUCUGGGAAGAUAGGUCCGUCGCCAUCAUAUUCUCGUUGCGGCCGUCGUGUUCGACUCGCUGGUGCCUGCGGAGCCCUUCCAAAAGGGUGCUUAAGAACCACUAGUAUCGUAUCCGGAUGUGUUUCCCUCUAAGUCAUUCCGAAUCCAAGGGAGAAGGUAUAAAG